Molecule: messenger RNA, 3725 nt
Organism: Anopheles darlingi
Lineage: Eukaryota; Metazoa; Arthropoda; Insecta; Diptera; Culicidae
Exons: 5
Coding region: 1577-3652 (691 amino acids)
Biological process (GO): monocarboxylic acid transport; transmembrane transport
Molecular function (GO): monocarboxylic acid transmembrane transporter activity
Source: RefSeq, a predicted model, not a curated record
CGCUAGUCAUCGAAAAAGAUAUUACAAAUCUCUUCUCCUCACUCGGCGGCGGCGCAAACGCAAACAUACCCACCCACCAACCCACCCAAACGACGAAAAGGUGUGCCGUGUGUAGUUCGUUCAACUUGGAGCUGGUCCCGCGAACGUGAAGCGCCACUGGGUUUGUAAGCAUCGCACUGAAAAACGUGUUUCCUCCAGUGUCCACUACGAUUAGUUAGUGAAUUUAGACAAAAAAGUGUUUACUUCAGAUUUGGAUAUCUUCUUUUUUGUAUCUUCGUGUGUCUUCUUCUUUUUGACGAAUUAUCCGCGCCUAGCAAUCCCCUGCCCCUGCCGCUCCCAUGAAUUUCUUGUCAACAAACAAUAGGGUGACCAGAACAUGGUUUGAAAAGUUCUGCGAAUAUUCCUAGCCGUUCCAUUACCGACGAAACGAUUUGCAACAGCGAUAAGAGCCGGGGCAGGUCAAUUCGUUCGAUGAUUGUGAAUUUGCUGAUGAAAGCGAAAGUUAAUCGCAACAAUCAGCCAACGAUCGGAAAGGUGGGGGCUCGUUCUUAUCGAUCGCCAAGUGUACCAUAUGGUGGCAAUUAAGAUUGCGCGGACGAAGACGACCACGCGGGAGUUCGAUUGGCAGUAUCUCAAUUAGUGAUCAUCUGGGAAAGUGCAAAGUGCAUCACGUUUCCCAUUUCACUAUUCACGUGCUUCGAUAGCCAAAAAUUCACCUAACGCGACCGAGUGCCACUAUCGUUCUAGCCGAUAUCAUACCCCAGACACGUGUUCCUUUGCCAGCUCCAGCGCUGCUUCCUUCUGCCCAGUUCCUAGUUUAACUUUAGUCGUAGCCCCUCGCUUUGUGUUUGUUUUAUCACUGUAGAUAAGCAACCAGCAGCGAGCUCAAAGCUGCAGAAGGAGCGCGAGGUGGUAUAUUGUAAAUCAGCUGACCCGGCGCCUCGCUUCGCGGUUUUGUCCGUUUCAAAUCCAUUUGCGGCUCGCAACGGAUGCAUCCUCUGUUGCGUUGUUUCCUCGGUUGGCGCAACGACGUGGGAGAUUAGGACCGACGACGGCCACGGCCUGCUGCUACGGCGGUACGACAAGGCGGUUGCUUUGAUUGGUGAUUUUGAUUAUGUAAAAACGUGUCGUUCAACUGGAGGUGCUGCUGUUGGACGAUCGGUCAAGUGCGUGAGCAUCCAGUUCGUCGUGAUUUGUUCAAAGGGUCCCAAAAUACAGGACAAGGGCCGGUGCACGGUAAAGGAGGUCACAGUCAACACGUUGAUGCAUUGAAUGUGAUCAUCAGCGGAAUCAGCGCGCGGAGGGGACAAGCGGAAGCGGUGCAUUUCGUGACAAAACCGCCCAAAAGCGUGAUGUGAUGUUCCGUGUUUGAUAAUGCAAUCGAGGCCAAAGUACCGCGCGUGUGUAUUGGGCAAUUACGUGCCCUUCCAGCGUGUGACCACCGUAUGAAUCGAGUGAUGUGGUUCGCUCCUACGUUCAGUUCAAAACCACACGGAGCUUCUGCUGACGACCGGAUUAGACCGUUGUCUGACCGACCGAAGUGCAACAAGAAAAUCCCCCUCGCCCCGCGCACAAGAUGAAUGGCACAACGAGGGACCGGACUCCACGGCUUAGCAAACCUCCGGACGGAGGCUGGGGCUGGAUGAUCGUGGUAGCGUACGGUCUUGCAAACAUUAUGAUAGUACCGGUGCUGCAGAGCUUCGGAUUGAUAUUUAGAGAUACGUUUAACGAGAUUAACAUAUCGGCCACCAAAGCAUCGAUUAUCAUAAACCUCGCCUCGGCGGUUGGGAUGGCGCUGGGUCUGUUCAACGGACCACUGUUACGAAAGUACGGUUUCCGGAAGCUAGCCGUCGCCGGUGGGUUUCUGUUCUCCGCUGGUCUAAUGCUAACCUCAUCGGCGACAUAUUUUGCGCAUUUCAUCAUUACCUACAGUAUUAUCGCAUCUCUCGGUAUGGGAUUCUGUAAUUCAUCGUUUUCGCUAGCUCUUAACACUUACUUCAAGGUACGCCGUAAUAAGGCGGCCGGUAUUGCGAUGACCAUCACCGGGCUGGGCCCGAUUAUGCUUCCGCAGCUGGUCUCACUGCUACUCGGACUGUACGGUCCCCGAAAUUGCUUGCUCAUAAUCGGUGCCCUAGCAACGCACAUAAUUGCCGCCGCGUUGCUACUGCAACCGGUCAAGUGGCACGUGCUGCAGGUUGAGCGAUCGAACGAAGGCGCGGUUACUGCGAUGGCGCCUCCUCCUUCGAUUGAAGUGAUCGUUCCCAAAGAACAGGAGCAAAGUAACGGUGUACCUGUGAUCCACGGCGAAGAGGAGGAGUUUCUGGAGAAGCGAAGCGAUCGGUUCAUCAAUCACGAUGUCGAUACACAGAGUAUUUAUGGCUUUGAGUUAACCUCCCAGCUUCGCCAACGGGAAUCGUUUUCUGUCCCGCGAGUAACACAAAUGCCGAGAGCGAAGAGUGAAGUGCUUCCUCUUCCAGUCCUCCGGUGUCCCUCGGAGACGCGUUCGCUGCAGAAUGAAACUUGUGAGCGACCGUUGCGCUGGUUUCAAUCCGGAUCGACGGAAUCCGUAAAUCUCGGCAGUUCACUCGGCAUCUGGGAGGAACAUCGUAGUAAUGGUGAAGCCGGAACGGUUCAGCAGCUUCCCCGAACCACACCAUCUCAGCGGCGCUUCUCGAGCUUCAUCAACGUACGCUUUUCACCGCUGCAGAAGCGUUGGUUCGAGGGAUCAGCCGACACGGUACAUCUGAGCAGCUCGAUGAAGAUAUUUGACGGUCCAACACGCUCCGGGUCACUGACCAGUGGAGCAGCGCUCGGGAUGGAGGGCUCACAAGUCAUCGGUGGAAUGAAUCGACUUCCGGCGUUGAGCGAAAACCAGGGUCUUACGGAUGAGUCCACUCAUCUCCCAAUGAUCAUGCGACAGCUAGAAAAUACCAAACCGCCUCCCACUGCAACGUCAGAUGGGGGGCCCACCGCGUCUUCCAAACACGACAGUUUUGCCAAAAAGCUGAUCCACUUCUUCGAUCUCACACUGCUGCGAGAUAAAGUGUACCUCAACAUGAUGCUCGGCAUGUCGAUCGCCGUUUUUGCCGAGAUCAACUUUUCUCUGCUGACCCCAUUCAUCCUGGGCGAUCUGGGCUAUGGUACGCUUCAGAUAGCCUCCAUCAUGUCCACCCUAGCCGUGGCAGAUCUGUUGUUUCGCUUCAUCAGCCCGUUCGUUGGCGAUUGCCUGAAGCUUAGCCCGCGUACCAUGUACAUGUUUGCGCUCACGCUGCUGAUCGUGUUUCGGUUUAGCAUAUUGCUGGCGCGAGACUACAGGGAGAUGAUGUGUGUGGCCGUUGGGCUCGGAAUCGCCAAGGGUGUACGCUCGGUGUACAUGAGUCUCGUCAUACCGAGCUAUAUUCCGUUGGAACGGCUUCCGUCGGCUUCCAGCAUACAGAUGACGACGAAUGGGAUCAUCCUUAUGACGAUCGGUCCGUGCGUUGGAGCGUUGCGCGACUGGACCGGCAGCUACUCGAAAAGCAUCAUCCUCAUCAAUGCGUUCACCAUCGUCACGCUGCUCAUGUGGACGGCGGAGCUCGUGUACUUGCGUCGAUGCCACCGAAAGCGAUCGCCACCGCCCACCGAAACGCCCAAGGUGUUCAACUCUUCUUGAUACUCGAAACUGGUGCCACGAAAUAAAGAGAAGCAUAUAUUUAUGAGAGAGAAAACCCCAUGUUUGUUAAAAA